Nicotiana attenuata is the source of this 1113-nucleotide messenger RNA. Its product is annotated as leucine-rich repeat extensin-like protein 5. The transcript has a single exon. Bases 1 to 1113 code for a protein of 370 amino acids. NCBI's taxonomy places the organism in Eukaryota, Viridiplantae, Streptophyta, Magnoliopsida, Solanales, Solanaceae. The record is from RefSeq and is a predicted model, not a curated record.
AUGUCGGGAGAGAUGAGUGAAGUCAUGAGCACACUACACAAAAUAUCUGCUGAGAUGUCAAAUUUCUCAGCUCGGCAAGAGCAGCUUGAAGCUGCACAGGAGCAUAAUAGCAAGCAGCAGGAGGACUCUUUGAACGAGCUAAGAGAGGUCCUUAAUGAAGUGAUUCUUGGGGGUAAAGGACCUGAGAGAGACAAGAGGUCACAACCUGCAGAUGGGGAGCUAUAUUCCCCUAAUAACCAACCCUUCGACUUUGGAGACUUAGCCACACCAAGCACCAGUAAUGUAAGCACUGCACCAGUAGGUACCUUCACUUCUUCUGUUCCGGCUCCUAGUUUGAGUAUUAGACCCAAUGUUAGUAACACUAUGGCAAGUGGUAUGAAUUCUGCUCUUGUCCAGUUGCCUGUGGCUCAAUCUCAACCAAUAGCUCGUUCAAUCAUGGCAAGUAACCCCCCUUUACCUCCUCCACCAUCUUAUGUGCUCACGAGUAUGCCUUCUCCCCACCCCAGACCUGCCCCAAUGCAACCUCUAAAUUUUCCAACUCCACCUCCAAAUGGCAGGGCAUACCAACCCCUAAUGGCCUGGCCUCAAGGCCCUCACACAGGAGUAAUACCUCCCCACCCUGCCUAUACACAGCCCAUACAUUUCCCUCCUUCUUACUACACCCACACUGGCCAUAUUCCUUCCCCUCUAUACCACCAGACUCCUUAUAUGCCAACCUCAUCCCAGUACCAAUAUAACAACAUAGCCCCCAACCAACCACAAACUCAGCAUAACCAUACCACACCCUUGCCCAACAUACCCUAUACAAAGUACACUAAGGUGGACUUCCCUAAGUUUGAUGGAGAGGAUUUAAGAACUUGGCUAUACAAAGUGGAACAAAUUUUUGCAGAUCAGGAAGUAACUAUUCAGCAGAGAAUGAAGCUGGUUUCCUUACACUUUAAAGGAGAUGCCUUACAAUGGUAUCUAGGCUAUAUGAGGAGUAGGGGUCAGAUGCCCUUGCCCACUUGGGAGGACUACCUAUGGGCUCUUUGUGAUAGUUUUGGAGCAGAAUACUCAGACCCCAUGACAGAGUUAAUGAAUAUCAAGCACACUGGUUCUGUCAAGGACUAUUAG